GGCUGAUUUAGAACAGAAUUGUUAAGGUUAAUUUUAGCGGGGUCGAAAGCGCCCGAUACCGAAAGGACACAAUCUUAGGUCACAUGACAAGAAAAUGGCCGACAAAGUACCUGUUGUUGGAUUUCCACCAGCACAAACAAAUGCCAGUUUUGACAGACUGCAGAAUUUAGUGGAAGCUUUUAAGAAAAAGUUUGGUUGUGAACCCGAAUUCUUUGGCCGUGCUCCAGGAAGAGUUAAUUUGAUUGGUGAGCACAUUGAUUACUGUGGCUACUCUGUGUUGCCAAUGGCAAUAGAACAGGAUGUUGUUAUUGCCGUAGCACCCACAGAAUCUCAAGACAUUUUACUGUCCAAUGUUAAAUCGGAUGUGUACAGUGAUUUUGUAUUCAAUGCAAACAAUGUGGAUAUAAAUAAUGACACACCCCAGUGGCAGAACUACUUCCAGUGUGGGUUUCUGGGAUUGGUGGAACACCUCAAGAUUCAGUCGGCUGUGCGCGGGAUGAAGUGUAUGGUGGACGGGACUGUCCCGGGGAGUUCCGGCCUCUCUAGUUCCAGUGCUCUGGUGUGCUGUGCUGCUCUUGUUACCAUGCAUGCAAAUGGCAAAAGUCUGCCAAAGGAUGAGUUGGCGGAUAUGUGUGCAAGGUGUGAGCGGUACAUUGGAACACAGGGGGGUGGAAUGGACCAGGCCAUCUCUCUGAUGGCUAAAAAAGGAACAGCCAAACUGAUUGAGUUCAACCCGCUAAAGGCGACCGAUGUUUACCUGCCAGAUGGGAUUUCGUUUGUGAUUUCCAACAGCUGUGUUGAGAUGAACAAAGCAGCAACAUCAGAGUUCAACACACGAGUGUUGGAGUGUAGAAUCGCCACCCAGAUACUUGCCAAGAAGAAGGGCCUUGAGUGGGCAAGCUUCCAGCGCCUGGGGGAGGUACAGAAAGCCCUCAACCUCAGCCUGCCCCAGGCAGUGGAUCUGGUCAGUCACACCCUUCACAAGGAGCCGUACACGCGGGCUGAAGUCUGUCAGAUUCUGGAGAUGAAGGAGGAAGACUUUGUAAACAAAGUCCUUAGUGCUAAAACUGCACAGGUGCAGACUUUCAAGUUAUUUCAACGAGCCACCCAUGUUUUCUCGGAGGCAGGGAGAGUCUUAUCUUUCAAACGUAUCUGUGAUGAGGCCGAUUCUGAGGCUCCGCAAAAACUGGGGACACUGAUGAACGAGAGCCAUAGGAGCUGUAGGGACAUGUAUGAGUGCAGCUGCACCGAGCUAGACAACCUUGUCAACAUAUGUUUGGAGUCAGGAGCCCUGGGGUCACGCCUGACUGGUGCGGGGUGGGGAGGAUGUGCUGUUUCCAUGGUACCAACAAAAGAGGUGAUGAACUUUCUGGUCAAGGUCAAGAAGAACUUUUAUGAGAAGGAGCCCAGUCGAGCGGGGAAGGUCGGGACGGCCCUGUUUGCUACACAGCCUGGGAGUGGGGCUCUAAUUUACCUACCCACAACAGCCUCAGGGUGAGGACCUUGCAGGCCGGCGAAUAAUAUGGUGCCAUAGAGUGAUAGAUGGGUAUAUGUAUCUGGUAAAGAGAAACAAUGUGCAUCCAAUGUGAUACUAGUGCUUAAAAUGAUGCUGUAUAUCUACUGACUGUUUAAACUUAGUUUAUAAGUCUGGUAUCUGUCUUAUAAAAAUAUUUCUUCUUAUAAAAUUAUCAUAUUAAAUGUUUUAAACAUUCCAUUUAUUCAAAAUUGUAGAUCAUUAAUGCACUGUACAUAUAUAUCAAUAUCAUAUACAUCCACUAAAUAUCGUUACAUGUCAAUCUGUGUGUCUACUGAAUAAUUUACUCAGGGGCUGGACCUUCUCACCCUCACUGUGAUACUGUAAACACACUGUAAUACUGUAAACACACUGAUCUCUGAUAUUGUUUCAUUUUUCAUAAUUAUUGAUUUAAAAGAGAAUGGAAUAAUUAUUUCCAUGACAUGAAUAUUAGGAAAAAGAUAGAAGAAUUUUUAUACAGUAUUGCAAAUAUAAAAUAUCAUAUUGUGUUUUAAAAUACUUAGUAAACUAAUCUUCAAACCUAA
Molecule: messenger RNA, 2058 nt
Organism: Magallana angulata
Lineage: Eukaryota; Metazoa; Mollusca; Bivalvia; Ostreida; Ostreidae
Product: N-acetylgalactosamine kinase-like
Exons: 9
Coding region: 95-1498 (467 amino acids)
Biological process (GO): galactose metabolic process; carbohydrate phosphorylation
Cellular component (GO): cytosol; cytoplasm
Molecular function (GO): galactokinase activity; ATP binding
Source: RefSeq, a predicted model, not a curated record